Lachancea meyersii CBS 8951 is the source of this 576-nucleotide messenger RNA. The record is from the annotation of a GenBank genome assembly. Lineage: Eukaryota; Fungi; Ascomycota; Saccharomycetes; Saccharomycetales; Saccharomycetaceae.
AUGCUAAACGUUGUACGCUCAAGUAUCCGUCAUAGCUCAAUUUGCAACAGAAGAAACUCUGCGCAACUUUUUCACACAUACAACCCAUUAAAGAUGUUUCAAGUCGGUGACGUUAUCAAGACUGGUCUAGCUGGUAUCCAGGAAAACUCUCCAGGCAAUGCCGUGGACAUCGGUAAGGAAGUCAGUAAGGGUAAGCACAUCAUUGUUGGUGUGCCUGCUGCUUUCUCGCCAGCGUGCACCGCCAGCCACAUCCCAGGUUACGCUGCCAAAUUGAGCGAGCUCAAGGCGAAGGGCGUCGAAAACGUGUUUGUCACCUGUGUCAACGACGCUUUCGUCACCAAGGCCUGGGCUGACUCUCUCAAGAUCCCGUCCGACAUCCACAUCUUGGCUGACACCCGCGGUGAGUUCGCCAAGUCCGGUGACACUUUGUUCGACUCCGAAGAGGUGUUCGGUAACAAGCGUAACUACCGUUACGCCAUCGUUGUCGAGAACGGUAAGGUCAUUGCUGCCUACGAGGAGCCAGACAAGACCGGUGUCAACGUCUCUUCUGCGGAGAACGUUCUAAAGGCCUUGUAA